This is a messenger RNA of Anopheles nili, 2514 nucleotides long. RefSeq lists its product as uncharacterized. Lineage: Eukaryota; Metazoa; Arthropoda; Insecta; Diptera; Culicidae. The coding region runs from base 1 to 2514 and encodes 837 amino acids. Gene Ontology annotation, molecular function: serine-type endopeptidase activity. The transcript has 6 exons. The record is from RefSeq and is a predicted model, not a curated record. Gene Ontology annotation, biological process: proteolysis.
AUGGUUUGCGGCAGUUUAUGGUGUUGCAUUUUACCGGUGCUAUUGGGUGUUUUUGGCGUAAUAAGUCCGUCUAAUGCAGUGCCUCAAACGGAUGGAAAGCUGGCACGCGAAGGAGUCGAUUUGCAAAAGUGUGGUGUUCCGCGAGUCGCAGUUCGGAGCCGUAUCACGGAUGGCGAGAUGGCCGUUGAGGGUUUGUGGCCUUGGCAUGGUGGAUUGUUUCAUCUCAGUGACUACCAGUGUGGUUGCACACUGAUCAACGAACUAUUUGUGCUAACGGCUAGCCAUUGUGUGUUCGAUGGCGAUACCGGUUACAGGAUCAACGAAAAACUCUUGCGUGUCAGGCUCGGUAUGCACCGAUUGUCCGCGAAUAGUAGUGAGCAAAUGCAAACAUUCGCGGUGAAGUCAAUCAUUCCACAUUCGAAGUUUGUCCCAAAUAGCCAUAAGCAUGAUGUUGCAAUGCUGCGAUUGAAUGGGACGGUUCGAUACACUAACUACAUUCAGCCUGUCUGCCUGGACUUGACCGAGUCGAUCUGGGUCGAGUACCUUGCGGAUGUGUUCGGAACUGUUGUGGGCUGGGGUCUGACGGAAAAAAAUCGCAUCUCUGAUCAGCUGCUCAAAGCGGAGUUGCCGAUCGUACGCUACACGGAUUGCGUCGAGAGUAACCCUGACCUAUACGGUCGUCUCAUCUACAGUGGGAUGUACUGCGCUGGUAUACUAAACGGUACUAGCCCCUGCAACGGAGACAGUGGUGGAGGGAUGUAUAUCUUCCGUGAAAACCGCUGGUUCCUGCGAGGAAUCGUGUCCUUUUCGGGCAUCCGCGAGGGCACCAACUACUGCGAUUCGUUCAGCUACGUCGUGUUCAUGAACGUCCCGUACUACGCGAAAUGGAUCGCGGAAGAAAUUGACGCGGCCAGGGAGCAACAGAAGCUCAGUGCAACAACCACUGCAAAGCCGACACUAUCCAAUCGAUGGGACUCGGAAAUGAACGUAUACCACGAGCAGGACACUACCGUGGCGCUUCGGAUGCAAACGGAAGCUGAUGCGAUCUCAGAACACGUGGUCAAACGGACGGUUCUCUGUGGCCAAAACGUGACGCUCUCGUGUCGACGUUUGAUCGUCUAUUCACCAAAGUCCGUACAGUGGGUUAAGGUGGAUGAUACCGUACGCACCUUUUUAAGUGAUAAUCACACGCUCAGUCUGCAGAAUGUGCGACAUCAGCAUGCCGGCGAAUACCGCUGCCAAGUGGUGACCAGUUCAGGCUUCACGUACGAAUCCCGAAUUCUUCUCACCGUAAGCCAGGUUCCAAUUCGAUUCAACCAAAACGAACGGCCAUCGUACGCGGUAUAUAACGCCCUCGUGGAGGACCGAUUGUCCAGCCGAUUCACCUUCGAGCUGACCUUUAGCACGACCGAAUCCGAUGGGUUGCUGUUCCACAAGCCCCCGGUUAGUGGUGUCGAAAGCUGGAGCUUUUCACUACAGCUCGAACGGCAACGGCUCACGUUGCGAAUCGUUCCCCCGGGUCAAAGUGAGCGGGUCUUUCGAAGCGUCCGGUUGCAGUUAUGGCCUGACCGGUGGCACACGGUGCUGGUGAGCAGCUUCGACGGCCAAGGACUCAUCGCUCUGGACGGGCAGUAUUUGCUGGGAUUCGAGGGUCAUUUGAUGCAACAUCGCCUCGAUAGGUUUUUCAUUGCGUAUUCGCCCGACCUUCAAAUCGGGGGCUUUAGCGGCUGCGUGGCUCGGCUGAUGGUGAACGAGAAGGUGCUGCUGCUGGAGCGUGACUUCUCGGAGCGAGUUGGAAUGGAGUGGUGCGAGUCCUGCGGCAGCCUCGCAGGAUGCAAUCAGGACUCGUGCCCGGGAGCGCAACAGUACUCGUGCAUAAAUUACGUUUGCCGCGAUGGACGAUGCGAUGGAACGGAUGGUUUGGCCUCCGGGAGUGAUUGCGAUCUGGAGCUGGGCCAAUACCCGCAAGGCUUGAGAUUUCAGCACAACGGUUACGCUUCUUAUAGGAGCUUUCUGAGGGUGACGCUGACGGUUGAUCUGCAGUUCCGGCUGCACAGUUUGGCUGAUGGAAUCAUACUCCACACGGCCGAGCAUCGACGCGGACUUGGAAGGUUUGUUUCCAUCCUGGUGAAGGCGGGUCGUAUCGAGUUGCGCUUUACGACGGAUGCGCAUCUUCACACGAUUUUCCUCGAGUCCUCGAUCAAGCUGUUAGCAGAACGAUGGUAUCGGUUGCAGGCUGGCCAUCGCGAUGGUUGUGUCUAUCUGCAGGUGGAUGAUGAGCAGGAGAUAGCUCGAAGUGUGCUUGGAACGGUGUUCUCCGUCGAUCAGCAGUUGGUGGUGUUUGUAGGAGGUGUUCGAUGGCAGGGUUUCAUCAAUCGGCAUCGAGAUAUGAAGCAAGGACUCGACGGGUGCAUCAAAGAGUUAAAACUUUCCGGCCUUCCAGUGGAUCUGGUCGACGAUAUGGUAGAGUCAGCAAACAUACGCAGCUGCCAGGAUGCGAGUAACCGUGUGUGA